Messenger RNA from Closterium sp. NIES-67, 2764 nucleotides. NCBI's taxonomy places the organism in Eukaryota, Viridiplantae, Streptophyta, Zygnematophyceae, Desmidiales, Closteriaceae. The record is from the annotation of a GenBank genome assembly.
UUUUCCUGCUGUCUGUCGUAACGGAUCCCCACGUUCCCCCUGGCUGCACUCCCUUGGAGCACGCCAAGCCAGUAGCAGCGGCGCUCAAGGCGAGAGUGUCAUAGUGCCAGGUCUCCCGCGUGCGUCUUGCCCUUGUGCACCGGCAAUGAAAGGCGGCACCGUACCCAGACUUGUUUCACACCCACGAUAGACGGCCAUUCAAGGGCACGCAUAGGCAGCGGCACGCGCGACGCACAGUGUGUGCUGAAAGGCCGCCUCGACACGUGUGGUGGCGAGCGAGUGGCGACCAGGACACGGAAGGCCGUGCGACCGCCGCUGCAGGGCGAACGCAUCUCCAGCGCCACGCAUAUCUCAAGCCGUGCAUCGCCAGCGCCACGCAUCGCCAUCGCCACGCAUCACCAGCGGCACGCCAGCAGCCAACGGCACGCAUCGCCAGCGGCACGCAUCGCCAUAGGCACGCAUCGCCAGCACCACUCGUCAGACUGCGCGGCACGUCUGACGCAGACAUGGCGACACCAUCCUCGGUUCGCUCCUCGUCGUGGCUCCUAUCCCUACCCCCUUCCACACUCCCCUCGUCCUCCCUCGGCAAGACAAGGCCGUCGUGGCCCGUGUCGCCGCGAGCGAUCGGCCCAGGAGGCGGGUGUGGAGCUGGCCUGGCCGUACAUAUGCAGCUUCCCUCCUUUGGAUGCUAACACCAGUCCCUGCAUUAGCUACCAACGACGUCAUGGGGCACAAGCACAAGCGUCGGGGUGAUAAGGCGGAGGGCACGCGCAAGCACAAGCGUACGCAUGCUGAUGCGCGACCGAUGCAAGCGCUGCCAAGCCAUCGUGAGGGGCAGCCACUCCAGCAGCAUUCACUCCAGCAGCAGCCAUUCGAGCAGCAGCCACUCCAGCAGCACCUUCUCCAGCAGCUGCUUCUCCAGAAGCAGCCUCUGCAGCAGCAGCCUCUCCAGCAGCAGCCUCUGCACCAACAGCCUCUGCAGCAGCAGCCUCUGGAGCAGCAGCCUCUGCAGCAGCAGCCUCUGGAGCAGCAGCCUCUGGAGCAGCAGCCUCUGCAGCAGCAGCCUCUCCAGCAGCAGCCUUUGCAGCAGCAGCCUCUCCAGCAGCAGCCUCUGCAGCAGCAGCCUCUCCAGCAGCAACCUUUGCAGCUGCAGCCUCUCCCGGUGCAGCCACAGCUUCAGAGCCAACUGCCACGUCACCACGGGGGCAGCGGCGUCCGUGCUGCAGAGGCCAUCACCGACGCUCCAUGUGCAGCGGCCGGUGAGGGGGGAGAAGACGAGGAGGGGGAAGGUGACAGCAACAGUAGCGAGAGCGAGUCCGGCGAAGAGGGCGACCAGAGGCACGCCCAGUCUGGCUCCGGCACGGAUACCAGCUCCUCAGACUCAUCUUCGGAUUCUGAGUCUGCCGACGAAGCUAGCUCGGAGGGCGAGGCGGAGCAGUCUGCUUGCAUGGGGCAGGCUGCGGUGGCCGAGACGGCGGCGGGCAAGAACGACGUUACUUUUGAUAAGCUCUUCGCCUCCCCAGCUGAGGCGGCAGUGGCCGCUGUGGGGCAGAGCGAUGGGUAUGACAUGGACGACGAGGACCAGCGUGCCAUGAACAGGGGUCGCUACAUGAAAAUUGGAGCGGCGGGCGGUGCAGCUGGGGAGGGUGGGAAGAUGAAGACGCGGAACGGCGGGCAACGGCAGAAGGCAGCCGGAGAGGCGGGCGACGUUAGGCAGGAACGGUCGGGGCGCGGACGCGGCAGGGCGGGCUCGCCCACACCGUCUGGUCGCCGUCUCCAAGAAGCGACUGGGAAGGCAAAGGGCUCCCGAGGUGCAGGUAACCCCAAGAGCGGGGGAGUGGCAGAGCGGGGGGGAAGACCAAGCAGAAGAGAGCACCGGAGAUGCAGGUCUGACAUUCACGUGCACCCUUUUGCCACAACUGCACACCAUGGUACACCCUACCCUUUGUGUACAGCCCCCCCCCAGUCUGGCCUCGGUCCGCCGGUGGUGCAGCAGUUUCAGCUAGGCACAAGACGCAUGGCGCCGACAGGUGGAGCCACCCUAACCUCGACCCUGCGCUACAAUGACGCUGCCCCCAACACCGCCGCAGUGGUCCUCCCAUCUUCCAGCGCUGGGCCACGCGCGCUACGUGCCGUCCAUGAGAAGGCGUCGAAGAAGAAGUACGUCUCUAGGGCUGAGCUGGACCGUAUGAAGACCGCGCUGCUGGCCACUGUCACGGCCUUCAUCGACGGGCAGCGGGCGAUGUACGCAGCUGGUCGGGUGGCGAAUGGGAAUGGCCCGGCGUCCACUGGACAGGGAAGCCAGGAGGAGCCGAGUCCAGCCACGUUGGCUCGCCGUGAGGUUCUCCUGGCGGCGGAGGACUUCAAGAGGUGUGGGGUCUGAUCUGGCACGUCGAUAAGCCGCGGAUGUGGCCGUUCUCGACCCUGAUCUUUGCUGUGGGGUUUCGCAGGGGAUUCAAGCGGCGCCACGUCCAAAUGAGCUGCUAUAAGACCCGCCAGAUCGCCUGGGGGCUGUACGCGUUGGAGGCCACACUGCACAACUACAAAACCGCCGAGGGAAAGCUGAGCCAAGACAGUGAAGACAAUCGCCGGGGGUACGAGGCCAUGGUGUUGCACUGCCGCAGGUGGGUGGAGCACGCCGUGGACAACCUUGGUGUGCCGUACGACGACGAGGCCGAGGUUUUCGAGUUCGGCAAUGGGGUGCGCAUUGAUGCGUCCGACUACCCCGAGCUCGUGGCACGCACCCUCGCCCGCAUGAGGACGG